AUGGACGACGAUUCGCAUCCAGAUCGAUUGCUCAGCGAGCCAGCGGAACAGAGAGAGAUAAGCCAGGGACCGGGCGAGGUUAAUGGGGAUGCGAUGGGCGUUAUUCCGGAUCCGAAUGCGAAGGCCGUGGAGGAGGUGGUUAAUUCUGAGAUUGGUGUUUCGACGCUGUUGAAUCGAUUGAAACAGUCGCUUGCUUCUGCGAGGGAGUUCUCAUCGUUCCUACAAAAGCGAUCGAAGUUAGAGGAGGAACAUGCUAUGGGCAUGCGCAAAUUAUGUCGAGCGACGUCAGAAGCAAUUCGCAGACCAGAUCACCGCCACGGCUCAUUCCUCCAAGCCUACGAGGAGACGAACAGUAUCCACGAGCGCAUGUCGAAAGCCGGCGAGGAGUUCGCGGUCUCAUUGCAUGCCAUGUUUGAGGAUCUAAACGAGAUGGCGGCGAAUAUCGAGAAGGGACGGAAACACUGGAAGACGACGGGGCUGGCUACGGAAGCGCGCGCCGCGGAUGCGGAGACGGCGAUGAGGAAGUCUAAGGCGAAAUACGAUGCGCUGGCGGAGGACUACGAUCGUGCGAGGACGGGGGAUGGGCAGUCGGGGAAGAAGUUUGGACUCAAAGGGCCGAAGUCUGCGCAGCAGCAUGAGGCGGAUCUGUUGAGGAAGCUGCAAGCUGCGGAUGCGGAUUAUCAGGCAAAAGUCACGGCUGCGCAGGGUCUGAGAAGUGAGUUGUUGGCGAAACAUCGACCGGAUGCUGUUAAGAGCUUGCAGGAGUUGAUCAAGGAGUGUGAUUCUGCGUUGACGCUGCAGAUGCAGAAAUAUGCGUCUGGUAGUGAGAAGCUUCUUCUGAGUAAUGGUCUUACACUUAGUCCUCUCAAUGGAGAGCAGAAGAAGGGGAGAAGCUUGCGUGAGGUUAUACAUUCGAUUGAUAAUGAGAAGGAUCUGAGCAAUUACCUUGGCAGCUUUGCUAAUAAGGUUGGACGUCAGAAUAUGGAGAUUAAAUAUGAGAGACAUCCAGUGCUGAAUCCUUCUGGUCAGAGUGCACCAGCUCCACCACGUCAAGGCGAUCCCUCGACGUUCGGCUCUCGGCAGGGGCCUCCUCCCUCAUCGUUCCCAAUAGCGUCGCAACCUGCAGCACCUGCACAUCAAAGUCACGCCAGUCAACCCUUCAAUCAGUCUCCAGCAACUGGUCCGCAACAACACGAGAGGAGCUUCAGCCAAGGACCUUCUCAGUAUGGCUCAAUGGGAGGUCCACCACGGGGCCAAGGCGGGCCCUCCUCCAAUUACAACACGGGUUCGAUCAGUUCUGCCGGCCCACCCCAGCUUUCAACUCUGCCUUUUCAGACACCGUCAAGUGAUUCACCUAGCUCUUACCAACCACCGUCACAACAACCAGUCUUCGCACAACCGCCGCAUCAGAAUUAUCCUUCGCAACCACUGAUGGGUAAUCAAGUGUCUUAUAAUCAGUCACCGAUCUCGGCUGGUGGGGGAAAUUCGUCUGGCGCUCAUCUACCUCCGGUGAGGCCAGUCUUCGGCCUCACCUUGGAGCAAUUAUUUGAUAGAGAUCAGUCAGCGGUACCGUUGGUGGUAUAUCAAUGCAUACAAGCUGUCGAUCUAUUCGGGUUGGACGUUGAGGGGAUCUAUCGACUUUCUGGAACGGCGUCUCAUAUCUCGAAGAUCAAAGCUAUGUUUGAUAAUGAUGCAUCAAGUGUGGAUUUCCGCAACCCUGAAAACUUCUAUCACGAUGUCAACUCCGUAGCUGGACUUCUUAAACAAUUCUUUCGCGAUCUCCCAGAUCCACUAUUAACCGUUGAGCACUACGCCGGAUUCAUCGAAGCUGCUAAAAACGACGACGACAUAGUCCGCCGCGACUCCCUCCACGCCAUCAUCAACAGCCUCCCGGACCCCAACUACGCCACCCUCCGCGCUCUUACCCUUCAUCUCAACCGUGUAUGCGAGCACUCGAAUGCUAAUAGGAUGAAUGCUAGUAACAUCGCGAUUGUCUUCGGACCGACCCUGAUGGGUGCCAGUUCUGGACCGAAUAUUCAGGAUGCGGGGUGGCAGGUCAGGGUCGUGGAUACGAUUUUGCAGAAUUGUUAUCAGAUUUUUGAUGAUGAUGAUUAG
This is a messenger RNA of Glarea lozoyensis ATCC 20868, 2115 nucleotides long. RefSeq names its product GTPase activation, GAP. Gene Ontology annotation, cellular component: cytoplasm. Gene Ontology annotation, biological process: regulation of GTPase activity; signal transduction. The coding region runs from base 1 to 2115 and encodes 704 amino acids. The transcript has 7 exons. Lineage: Eukaryota; Fungi; Ascomycota; Leotiomycetes; Helotiales; Helotiaceae. The record is from RefSeq and is a predicted model, not a curated record.